UGCAGAUAGAUGUUUGCUCCUCGGUUUAUCAGAACCUAGCGAGAGUGGUGCGAGAAUUAAAUUAGAGGAGGGCGGGCAUCAGCCAUGGCAGUAGCAAUGAGCUACUGCUGCAGCAAGCCUUCCCCAUUUCUGGGUCGAUACCCAACUCGUUUUCAUUUGGGGAAAUCAAAACCUGGACAAGUUGCUGUUCAGGCGCCUAGAAUCAGUGCAUUAUUUUGGGGAGCUAAAAAGUCCCCGGAGCCAAAAGAAAUAGAGACCAAUCUUUCACUUGGGGAAUUCACUUUGACAGGCCCAGAGGGAGGAAUCUCAGAGGGGAAGCCUAGUAAGAUAUCGGUUUCAGUCAUUUCUUCAAUCUCUGAGGUCUCAUCCUCUGACUGGGAUGCGUGCAGUUUGGAUGCUACCGGCCCUGAUAAAUAUAACCCAUUUCUUACUCAUGCUUUUCUUUCAAGCUUGGAACACUCGGCUUCUGCAGUCAAGGAAACAGGAUGGAUUCCAAGCCAUAUCGUUGCUAAGGAUGCAAAUGAAAAUACUUUAGGUGUUGUUCCACUUUAUCUUAAAAGUCAUUCUUAUGGUGAAUUUGUUUUUGAUCAUUCCUGGGCUGAUGCAUGCUAUAGUUUUGGGUCAAGAUAUUAUCCAAAGUUACAAUGUUGUGUCCCUUUUACUCCAGUAACUGGCCCAAGGAUUUUAGUACGGAAUACCUUGUUCAAAGAUCAAGUUUUUGACAUCAUAGUUUCUGCUCUCAAGGAUCUGACGGCCAAGUACCAGAUUUCAUCACUGCACAUUACCUUCCCAUCUGAAAAGGAGUGGGACAAACUGAGUGAAAAGGGGUUUCUACAAAGAAUUGGAAUGCAGUACCAUUGGAAAAAUCGUAAUUAUAAAAAUUUUGAUGAGUUCUUGAUGGACAUGAAGCAAAGUAAAAGGAAAAAUAUUCGUCAAGAGCGGAAGAAGAUUUUGCAGCAGAAUUUGACUAUGAAACGGUUGCAAGGCGAUGAAAUAAAGGCUAGACACUGGGAUGCCUUCUAUAACUUCUACCGCAACACCACUGACAACAAGUGGGGUACCCCGUACCUGACUAGGGAAUUCUUUCACAACAUAGGGUCAAAGAUGGGAGAUCAGGUACUCCUUGUUGUUGCUGAAGAGGGGGAUGAGCUUGUUGCUGGAGCUCUUAAUCUUAUUGGAGGAGACACGUUAUUUGGACGCCUAUGGGGAUGCCAUCCCCGAGCUUAUUAUCCAAGCUUGCAUUUUGAAGCAUGCUAUUACCAGGCAAUAGAAGCUGCAAUCGAACUUGAUUUAAGCACAGUGGAGGCAGGAGCGCAGGGUGAGCAUAAGAUUCAGAGGGGUUAUAUGCCUGUGGCCACGUAUAGCUGCCAUUACCUGAUUAAUCAAAGUUUCAGGAAGGCCAUAGAGGACUUUCUUGUGCGUGAAUCAACUCAGGUUAAGCUCGUGAUGAAACUACUGCAUGAUUCUGGUCCUUUUAAGGAAGGUGUACACUAAUGUAUUGAUAUGGUUUACGAGAAGCAGAUAUUGGUACUUCGUAAAUUGUGGACGGAAGUCUUUUUUUUCUUUUUGUACUGAAAAUUGCACUGGCAGAUUCUGUACAUAAUUACAGUAACUAACUAAAACUUGUAUAGCUGGUUUCAUGUAUAAUCAUUGAAAGUGUGGGGAUAGUACCUCCCAACCAUUUGCUCA
This is a messenger RNA of Rosa rugosa (rugosa rose), 1689 nucleotides long. RefSeq lists its product as uncharacterized. The record is from RefSeq and is a predicted model, not a curated record. NCBI's taxonomy places the organism in Eukaryota, Viridiplantae, Streptophyta, Magnoliopsida, Rosales, Rosaceae. Bases 85 to 1494 code for a protein of 469 amino acids. The transcript has 12 exons.